Molecule: messenger RNA, 1057 nt
Organism: Astyanax mexicanus (Mexican tetra)
Lineage: Eukaryota; Metazoa; Chordata; Actinopteri; Characiformes; Acestrorhamphidae
Product: myeloid-associated differentiation marker-like protein 2
Exons: 1
Coding region: 1-867 (288 amino acids)
Cellular component (GO): membrane
Source: RefSeq, a predicted model, not a curated record
AUGGAUAAGAUAAAGUUCACGCCGUCAGCGCUCACCAGUUCCCGCGGUGCGCUGCACAUGCUGCAGGUGAUAAUGAGCGUGGUGACCUUCAUCGUGAGCGCCAUCCGGAGCCAGCCGUCUCACACCUACUGGAUCUACUGCAUGGUGAUCUGGGGUCUGUGCCCCCUGCUGACCCUCUUCAUCACCAUCAUCGAGACUCUGCUCAUCCACAAGCUCAUCCUCUACAUGUGCAUGGACUGGGACGACUUCACCACCGGCAUGGCCAUGAUGUCGUCGCUGACCACCUUCGCCUGCGCCGUGGUCUUCGGGAACUUCUACGCCCACAUCAGGAGCCCGUGGGGUCUGGCGGUGACCAUCCUGGCCUGCAUCACCUGCGUCCUGUACUGCAUCGAGACAUUCCGGGACAAGCGGGACUCCAGCCGGUCUGCCACCUACGUGGCAGCUCUGCCGGGGUUCCUGAAGGUCCUGGAGGCCUUCGUCAGCUGCAUCAUCUACGUCUCUCUGAUCGGCUACAGGGGGAGGCCGGCGCUGUACGUCUGCAUCGUGGCCUACGUCAUCCCGUUCCCCAUCAUCCCCGUCAUCAUCGUCACCAACAUCUUCACCAAGCUGAAGAGCUGCCUCCCCUUCAACAUCGACCGGCUGGUCCUGAUCUUCCUCAUCGUCUCGGUGCUGCUCUACGUCCUCGCCGCCGUCCUCUGGCCCGUCUACAGCUUCCGGGACAACCCCCGGCCCAAACACUGCCCCGGGAACAGCUGCAUCUGGAGCAUCCAGUUCACCGUCACCUUCUUCACCUACCUGAACCUGCUCUUCUUCAUCCUCGACCUCGUCUUCACCUGCCUCGGACUCUGCGGCUUCAAGAAGCCCUAGAACACGCAGCCAGUAUGAGGCUCUAAUAACGAUCAUAUCCAGUAUGAAGCUCAAAUAACGAUCAUAUCCAGUAUGAAGCUCAAAUAACGAUCAUAUCCAGUUCUAAUAACAUUUCCUGUACAAACUUCUAAUAAUAUUGAUAACCAGGGUGAAUUUCUAAUUGCAUUCCUAUUUAGAAUGAACUUCUAAU